Populus trichocarpa (black cottonwood) is the source of this 896-nucleotide messenger RNA. Its product is annotated as 50S ribosomal protein L17, chloroplastic. Gene Ontology annotation, molecular function: structural constituent of ribosome. Bases 106 to 780 code for a protein of 224 amino acids. Gene Ontology annotation, biological process: translation. Gene Ontology annotation, cellular component: cytosolic large ribosomal subunit; ribosome. The transcript is spliced from 2 exons. The record is from RefSeq and is a predicted model, not a curated record. NCBI's taxonomy places the organism in Eukaryota, Viridiplantae, Streptophyta, Magnoliopsida, Malpighiales, Salicaceae.
GGAGUUAAGUAAAAUCUUAUCCAUCCAUUUAUCUAAUCCGAUCUUUCCUGGAAUUGAAAACCUUGAGAGAGAAGAGGGAGCAGUCCAAGCAGUGGUAGAAGAGAAAUGGCAUUAUCAGUGGCCAUGGCAGUGGAUGCUACUGCUAGUACUAGUAAUAGAUGGAGUAUGGCUUCUCUCUGGUCCGCACUUCCUUCUUCUUCAAAGAGUGCCGCAUCCACAAUGCGAUUUCCAUCAUCUCGUUGCCAAUGCCCCCGGCAAAGCAUCAGCCUCUCUCGCACUCGCCGCCAACAACAACAACAACGACGACCACUCCUUACGCGCUCUUUCACUGCUCUUAACCCCCUCUCCUCCUCGUCUCUUGGUUUCUCCGACAACUCUACUUUCGGACAUGCCUUCCCUUCUGUUGAUAAUGGCUCUCGCUUUUUUGCCAUGAGGCAUGGCAGGCGAGUUCCCAAGCUCAAUCGGCCACCAGACCAGCGUCGGGCACUUCUUAGAGGCCUCACAACUCAGCUCCUUAAACACGGUCGUAUCAAGACCACAAGGGCACGUGCCAGUGCUAUGAGGAAGUAUGUUGACAAGAUGAUCACUUUGGCUAAGGAUGGGUCUCUCCAUAAAAGGAGACAGGCCCUGGGCUUCAUCUAUGAAAAGCAGAUUGUCCAUGCCUUAUUUGCGGAGGUACCAGACAGGUACGGGGAACGAAAUGGUGGAUAUACCAGAAUUAUUAGAACUUUACCAAGGCGAGGGGAUAAUGCACCCAUGGCAUACAUUGAACUUGUCUAGGUGUUUUCUUUUCUCAAAACUUGUGCUUUACUUUCUGCUGAAUCAUGUGCCUGUAUUGAUAUUUACAAUUUUUGAGAUAGAACUGUGUGCAGUGAAGAUGUUGCAUUCUGAUUUUA